UGGGCGAGUCUGGAAGCUUCCACCAGAAGUGAUGCCAGUAGAAUAAAAAUUUUGAUUGGCCGUUUCAUCUUUCCGCUAUUUAUACGACAGUGGUAGUUGAUAGCCCAUUACACCAGUUAAUUGAGUUGACGAUAUACGAUAGUGUGUGGGUGGGGGAUGUUUCACAACAGAUAUUGAUUUUUCUAUCUUUUUAAAUGAGAUAAGUAUAAGCUUCGUAUGAGCCGGGACAGCGUGAGAAAUUUGCGUGACGUCACUUCCGCUUUGUUUUGUCAAUGGGAGGAGGCGUAACCACUACGCUGUGACCUAGUGCGUUAGUUGUAGCCUAGCCUACAACUUAGCGACAGCUGUCUGCCGGGGCGUCUGGGCCGUCGCGCCGCUUCCCAAAUUUUCACUUCUGCUCCUGUGUUUAGUCAUGUUUCGCUUUUACAAGGAGCUAAUGUACGAACUUAUGAGGCCGUGUUCUUUAUUGGGGAUGUAUUUUAGGAUUUCGAGUCCGAUAAGGAUAACAUUGAUGUUAUUAUUGCCGCAGUUUUAAAAUGUCGUGACUUGAAUUAAUGAAGAAAAAAAAAUGUACGGUGUAUUCUUGUUGUGGAUGCACGUCAGUGUUCUAUUAAUAACUGGGUUUACCGAGGUCAAUAUUGUUAGCCUGUGUAUUACGUCAUGACAGCCGGCCCGGAUACGCUGUGGUCUAGUUGUGUAAUGUUGGUCUAGGGUUCCUUAUGACCGGCGUUUUUACCUCGUUUGUUCUACAGGCAGUUGACACUUUUCAAACCUGAUUAUUAUUAUUUAAACACACGGCUGUUUUAUUUCAAGGAUUACUUUGUGCUUAAAAAUAAUCAGUAAUAACUUAUUUGAGCGGAUUAUUUGUAUAAAAAAAACACUUUAGGAUUGUUGAAUGGAAAUGUGCAAAGGAUAAUUUGUUGAUCUUUGUUGGAUUUGUGGACACAGGAUGUCGCGUACUAGAGGUUGGCUAUACUACACAGUGAGUCAAUUGGCUGACAAGUCUACCAGGGAAUCACUAGCCAUUCAGCACCUCAAGGCUUCUGUAGACAUUGAUGCUUCCAAUGGACAGGCAUGGUACCUGUUAGGCAGGUGUUUUUCUGGUGUGGGAAGAGUUCAUGAUGCCUUUGAUGCUUACCGUCAGUCUAUUGACAAGUCAGAGGCGAAUGCUGACACUUGGUGCUCCAUAGGGGUGCUAUACCAGCAGCAGAACCAGCCCAUGGAUGCUCUCCAGGCCUACAUAUGUGCAGUACAGUUGGACAAGUCACACUCGGCAGCUUGGGCUGACCUGGGCGUCUUAUACGAGACAUGCAAUCAGCCCAAUGAUGCUCUUACCUGUUACCUCAAUGCUACAAGGAACUCUGAAUCAAACUCAAAUUUGGCAGCCAAGAUAAAAUUUUUGCAGCAAAAUCUGGCCAACAUGCCUCUCCAGCAUUUUCAAAACAAAACUCAAACUUUACCUAGCAUCGAAGAAGCCUGGCGAUUACCUAUCCCUGCAGAACUGACGUCUAGGCAGGGGAAUACAGGACCUGGCGCAGGUCCUGCAUCAGGACGUGGCACAGGACAACCUGGCCAGGACUCAGAUUCUCACUUUACAGAUGAUGAGAGAAGACGAAAGAAGGAUAGAAAAAGGCCAUCAAGCGAACCUCUAGAAAUGCCCCCACCACCCCCUCAACCGCCUGCUACGCUCUCACAGAACCAGUACCACAUGAUGCAGCGUCUAAUGAGCAACCAGGCCAAUCUCAACCAGGCUCAGCAAAACCUUCUACGGCAGCUUCAGCAGCAGCAUUCAUUGUCACAACAAUACAAGCAGCAACAGUCCCAGGGAAGAUUAACUCAUCCAGUUGGUCCAGCCCUCCCCUCAUCCAGUUUGUCGCCACUAGGGAUUGGCGCUCUACCAGGCAUGCAUUCAUCCAGCUCCCAGUCUCUGAUGGGUGGAGGCUUGAUGAGCCCACUAGAGCCAAGCCCCUCCAAGAUGCUGGACGAGAAGUUCCCCUUCUCCUCCCAGGACAUCGCCAUGGCCGAGGAUGUUUUAGCCCAGAUGGCCGGGGACCGUAAAGGGAGCUCAUCUUUAUCAUCAUCACCCUCCCUAGGUUUACCCUCGUCUGAGGGGGCGUUGGCUGCACUCACUCACCUCACAUCCUCAUCUCUAGACAACCAAGGCAGCAAAGACUCGGGCACCGUGCCCAACAGUUCCAACAACACCAGCAAUGGGAACACCCAGGGAAGGACAACCCCAAGUGGCCAAGGGCGGUUAACUCCGAGCUCUACCUCCGUACAUUCCUCCUCUCCCCAAGGCUCGACACGAGGCGACGGUGAGAGCAACUACGACGAGGAUGAGGACGACCUGAAUAAAGACAGCAAGUACUCCAAAGACAUUUUCACCGUCUGCGCCACCAAGGAACUGGGACUGGUCCUCAAGCGCAGCUCAGUCGACGCCUCCCUGCUCCAGAAGGAAGUCCGUCCAGCUGUGGUCACUCUGGAUACCAGCAUGAGUGGGUCAAAGAUCAUGGAGUUGACUAAAGGUCAAGGGUUAAUCCAUUCAAAUCUAAGCAGCAUCCUGGGUGAAGAUCACCCUCCACCUCACCCCCCACCAGCGCCAAGCCCACCGUUACCUAAAGAUUCAUUGAACCCACCUACUCCCAGUGUCUAUCUGGACAAUAAGAAAGAUGCUUUCUCCAUCCAACUUCAGCAAUUCUGUCAUCAACAGCCUGUGGUUGUUAUACGUGGCAUUGCUGGGGCAUUGAAAUUAGAUUUAGGUUUGUUUUCCACCAAGUCUUUAGUAGAAGCCAACCCUGACCAUCCAGUUGAAGUACGAACACAAAAGCAGCAAGCACCGGAUGAAAACUUUGACUCCUCAGGCAAGAGACUCUGGUACUGUGACAGCACAAGAGGCGUCACGACGGUGGCAAAGUAUGCGCAGUAUCAAGCCUCGUCUUUCCAGGAAUCUUUAAGGGAAGAGCAAGAGAAAACAAAAGGGACUGUCAAAGAUUCAGACAGUGAUUCCAAUUCAUCAGUCACAUCCAAGCGGAAAAGGUGUAAGACCAUCAAGUUUGGGACCAACGUGGACCUGUCUGAUGAGAAGAAAUGGCGGACACAGCUGCAUGAACUCACCAAACUGCCAUCCUUCUGUCGUGUGGUGUCUGGCAACAACAUGCUCAGCCACGUCGGGCACACCAUCCUGGGCAUGAACACAGUGCAGCUGUACAUGAAGGUGCCCGGCUCCAGGACCCCUGGUCACCAAGAAAAUAACAACUUUUGUUCUGUGAACAUCAACAUUGGGCCUGGUGACUGCGAGUGGUUCUCUGUGCCUGAACAAUACUGGGGGGUUAUACAGGAAAUGUGUGAGAGGAAUAAUGUCAACUACCUCCAUGGCUCCUGGUGGCCAAUCCUGGAAGACCUGUAUGAAGAAGACGUACCUGUCUACAGGUUCAUCCAAAAACCUGGAGAUCUGGUGUGGAUAGGACCAGGGACUGUACACUGGGUGCAAGCCAUUGGCUGGUGCAAUAACAUAGCCUGGAACGUGGGGCCCCUGACCUACCGCCAGUACACCCUGGGGGUGGAGCGCUAUGAGUACAACAAGCUGCAGAGCUACAAGUCCAUUGUCCCUAUGAUCACACUCUCAUGGAACCUUGCUCAGAAUGUUGGCUUCUCAGAUCCUAAGCUAUACAACGCCAUUAAGACAACGCUCAUGCGCUCAUUACGGCAAGUCCGCAUGACUUUAGAUAUUGUGGAUCAGUUAAAGAAGGAAGUGAAGUGGCACGGACGGACAUCAGAUGAACCUGCCCAUUAUUGUGAAGAAUGCGAGGUUGAGGUGUUUAACAUCCUGUUUGUCACAAAAUGUGAGGGUCAGUUCCUGGUCCACUGUCAGGACUGUGCCCGUAAGGCUAGCCCUACCCUCAACAACUUUGUCGUCCUCAACCAGUAUUCUAACGAUGACCUCAUACAAAUCUAUGACAGAUUUAAAAUACACACGGAGCCUGCAGACUCAUCUAGUACUGAAUCAAAUCCUCAACAAGGACACCAGCACUCUAUUUUUGGGAUGGGGAUGUACAGUUGAUCAGUGAUGUCAUCUAGGGGAGAUCACUCAGGAUAUCAUGCCAGUCACCAGCCCCCCCACCCUCUCAUUUGAUGCUGUAUCAUUUAGUUCACAUUUGUCAAGUCAGCAGGUUACCUCCCUGCAGAUCUUUUACUUGCUGACUCUUGCUUUGGUAAACCUCAUCAGACAUUUCUUAGCACAGGAAUAUACAGGGAUGAGCUGUGGAUUAGGAAAAUCUGCAUAACAGGCUAUUUCUCAAAUACACAUUCAGAUUAUCAGUCAAAUGUAAUAAAGUCAAAAUUCAAAUGACCAGCCCUAUGUAAUGAAGUCAAAAUUCAAAUGACCAGCCCUAUGUAAUGAAGUCAAAAAUCAAAUGACCAGUCCAGUGCUUGCAAGCGCCACCCCCUGACAUAAUCCAUCAAACUGAAGCUUUGAGCUGCAACAGUCUUUCAACUUUGUGUGACCAAAUGUGAGCUUAUCAACUCACCUGCUGUCCCAUCGCAAGCCAAAUUGUUUACACUUUGGUCUCAUCUAAUUUAUAACUCACAUCCAUACGCAUCAUCAGCGUUUCAUAGGUUUUUCUAAUAAACCGCCAUCUAUAUUUAUACUUGCCCGAUAAUGCAACUACAUAGACUAGCCAGGGAUGUUGUCAAAUGCUGAAUAUCUGGCAGCCAUUGCUCAUCUGUACACAUCCAUAUGUUGUAACUGAGGUAACGUGUGUAUGUUCAUGGACAAAUCUUCCAGUCGUGGAUGACGUGAGACAUGCCCUCAUCAUGGAUAAGGACCAAUACCACUGUGAGUGCCAUUAGGAUGUGCUGUGUGUCCGUGCUGUCUUAAUGCUGGCGGGGAGGAUAUUCAACCGCUGCUGGAAAUUUUAGCGACACCACCGUUGUCUUAACAUUUUCAGGCCAGCAGAACUGGAUAUUUUCUGGUCAGUUUGACUAAAAAAAACAAGGAUGUUAAUAAACAAAAUUCUACUGUCAUUUCCAUACACAAUUUUAAGGACUUUUUCACUUCAUUAUUGUAAUAUUUUAACUUAAUACAAUUUGAUUGCUGAUUGUAAUAUUUAUAAAACUUUUAAAAGUAUAAUUUUACUACAUGAAAAUUCCUAUUUUACCUUAAUUUUGUCUGUCCAUUCUCUUUGCUCAAAUAGAAUAAAUCUUGUGUUUGUUCCGUAGAAUAAACUUUUUUAUAUUUUAUUUUUAACAUUUUUCACUUUUUGUAUAACCUCACUCUUGUCACAUUUUUAGUGUAAGCAAAGCAGCCAUGCAGUAAAUGAAAUACCUGGCAUUUUAUUGGCUGAUUAAUAUAUAGUUUGUUGAUGGCCAUUUUGUACCUAAUGAUAAGGUUGCCCUAGCUCUUAGCUUUUAUAAUGGAUAGAAUUUGAGAUGUGGGUUUGUGUGUACAUUUGGAUUUUAACAAACUUUUUAAAACUUUUUUUUUUAAAUGAAUGAGAAUUCUACUUGAUCAAUAUAUUUGUUGCAUUGUAGAAUGAUUGUGACCAAUAUUUCUUGCACUAUAAAUGGGUGAUUUUCUUCUGCUACAUGUCAAUUUACAAGAUGAAUAUACAUAGUGUUGAAUAAUAAGGUCUGUCGACGCUAGUGAAAGAAAUGGCUGUUUUUAGCUAGAUGAGUUUUUACUGCAGUGGUCUUAACUUAUAGACUUGACAAAUGGCAAAGCAUUUUUAAUCUUCAGUGGCAGCAAAUACCAACAAAUCAUCUGUAUAGCUCAACCAUCUUUUUUUUAAAGAACAAGUUUUGUUUUUAUUUAUUUCAUGCUCAUUCUUGUUUAGAGCAGAAGAUUUGAAUUGAGUUUAGAAGCUAUAAAUAGACUGAAGACCAAGCCAGUAGUAUAAAGCAGAAGAUUUGAAUUGAGUUUAGAAGCUAUAGACUAGAGACCUAGCCAAAAAUGUGGAACAAUAUUCUAUAGUUAUUCUGUAUGUAGGUUUCCUUACAAAAGAUGAUUGCAUACAGUUAUUACUUGACAAGCUAAGGUCCUUGAUUUGAUCUACUCAUUACUCAACCUGCUAGGUACUGAAGUUGUCAGCCACCGCUCAGCAUAGAUAAAUAUUUUGUUGCUGUCUGUAGUUUUAUCUUGAACAAAACAUGAACUGUGUCUAAAGGCCAGCUUAACUUAUUUAAUAAUUCAGAUGUAUUGCAGUUUAUGUAUAGUUUACACUGCAGCCUAGUAUGAAAUGGCAUUCAUAUCCAGUUUAUAUAUAUUUACAUAACAUAGUACAAUAUACUCUAGCCAUCAUAUUUUUAUCUAACUUAUUCUCUUUCCUGUAAAUAGUAAACAUAUAUUAAAUAGAUAAUGAAAUUAUGUCAAAAUUAACAGUAUAUCUGGGUUUUUAAAUUUUGUUGCCUUUUUCUGAUGUGUAUUGAAUGAAUUUGUGUAUAUAUGUAAAGUAUACAUUUCUCACCAAAUCUAAUCAUAAUUUAUAGUAAUUGACAGUAGGUGGUUUAAUGACAAUAUGGCCAUUUUAUUUUUGUCUUUGAUAUAAAAGUUUUGUUAAAAAUAUUUGGGAACUUUAAUUUUCAUUUUUUUUCUGUAUGUAAUAUAAUUUUAAACUUUGUUGAAAUUUUUUAUUGAAAAGUCAAUUUAGAGUGUAAUUUGAUAAGUUGGCCUAUUGUGUAUAAUCCAGUACUUGUAUACUGGGAAGCUGAACAUGCUUUGAUCUCAUUAUUUUAUUGACGGUAUAGUCUGUUUCAGCUUUAACUUAAUUAGUUUGACUAGCUUGUCCAAUCUUGAAAAAUUAGUUGAACCUUUAUUACUGGAGACAUGUUCUCCAAACUCGCAUAUUUGUCCACAUGUUUGACCCAUGUCCUGUUCCACUGAGUGACAUACAAAAUAGAAGUGUUGAUAGAGUUGUGUGUUGAUACUAUUGGAGUUGUCACAGGUGUGUUGAUACUAUUGGAGUUGUCACAGGUGUGUUGAUACUAUUGGAGUUGUCACAGGUGUGUUGAUACUAUUGCAGUUGUCACAGGUGUGUUGAUACUAUUGCAGUUGUCACAGGUGUGUUGAUACUAUUGGAGUUGUCACAGGGGCAAGUUGUUUGAUGUAAAACUGUUGACUUUUCCCCCCGUUGAUUUUGUUUUUGAAUGUUGACAAGACGUGGGUAAUUCAUGAGAUAGCUGUCAUUGGUUCUCUCACUGUGGUAGCCAGUAGCAACCGUGCCACCAAGAAAACAAAAUGGUGGCGGUUUUUAUACUGCUAUUACCUGCCAGCUGUACAGACUUGUUUCCCUUGAUUUGUUCCCUAGUUUAAUUUCCCAACCAAAUUUUUAAUUUCCUCCCGUUUUACUGUUACUGGCCACCACUGAAGCGGAGAUCGUCAUUGGUCCAUGACCUUUGAACCGGUGAACUCUGCUCUGUUGACAUCCUCUAGCUCUAAGGGAGGUAAGUUUUGUUCAUCAGCCCCCGCCGUGUUUUCUGUUAGGUAUUUGUUCAACUGGUUCCUACCACUGUGUCCUUGAAUAGAGCAGUCGUACAUGCUUGUGAAUGGAGAGGUGGCCACUUUUAAAUAUUUGAUGUACAGCCAUACACGGGAGAGAUUGUAGAAAACUGACCAGGACAUUUGAAAGAUUAAGUUAAUUAAGCCUAAUGAACUUACUGUUUGAUUCCAUUUAGCACCAGACAGAAAUAAAUUUUACAAUGACGUAUUUUUUUUAAUCAAAAAUACUUGAAUGUCAUUUUUCAUUAUCUGAAAUACUUGUAUGUCAUUUUUCAUUAUCUGAAUAGAUUGAGAAUGCCAGUUUUGAUUAUCUGAAUGAAUUUUUAUUUUUUAAAAAAUUAUUUGUAUGUUUUUUAUGAGAAAUACUGAACGACUAUUUUAAAAUGGAUUUUAAAAGUUACUGAAAAUCUUUAAGCAGAAAAUUUUAUAUUUUUAGCUGAAAAAAUGGUUUGGCUCGGGUUUUUUUUUUUUUACUUCUAGUUUGUUGCGUUACAGUAAAUAAAAAUAUA
Messenger RNA from Physella acuta, 8001 nucleotides. Its product is annotated as histone demethylase UTY. NCBI's taxonomy places the organism in Eukaryota, Metazoa, Mollusca, Gastropoda, Physidae. The record is from RefSeq and is a predicted model, not a curated record. Gene Ontology annotation, molecular function: histone H3K27me2/H3K27me3 demethylase activity; RNA polymerase II cis-regulatory region sequence-specific DNA binding; protein binding. Gene Ontology annotation, biological process: regulation of gene expression. Gene Ontology annotation, cellular component: MLL3/4 complex.